CAACUAAAAUAAACAACAAGAUGCCGCGUAAAUCGUCAUCAAUCCCCAAGUCGCAUUUCCUCGGUCAUCAAAUAGACCCUUCGCUCGAGACAACACGCAUCUCAGGACCAGUUGGAUUCCUGAAUCCAACACGCGUACACCUCAAACCUACACGAAAAAGCAAAGAAGAAGAAGAGCAAGAGGAAUCUGCACAACCCGCGAUCAGUGAAAAAGAGCCGAAGAAAAGGGAAAGAGUAUCGCGCAGACAACCCAGAAUCGAAUAUCUCUGGCGAUCGCGCGACAAUCGCAAAGGUCGUCAUGCGGUUCACGUCCAAUACUCACCAAAACACCACGGACCGGGUCACAAUCUGCCCGCAAGCACGAAUAGUUUCCGAGAAAUACUUUCCAAUAUAUAUCGCAUGGUGACGUAUUUCCCCUAUUGGGAUGUAUCGUGGCUAGUCGCGACUAUCUUCACGCUUGGAUCCGUGGUUUGGGUCAUUAAUGCAUUCUUCGUAUGGUUACCAUUAGAAGACCCUUCAACCGAGUUUUCGGGUGAAUCUCUUACCGGUGGAGGUAUAACGGCAUUCAUCGGGGCUACGAUUUUCGAAGUCGGCAGCGUCCUGCUUUUACUUGAAGCCGUUAACGAGAAACACACCGCAUGUUUCGGCUGGGCCGUUGAAACAGUCAUGAAAAGACUAGAAUCACACGAAGACCCUAUUAAAACGACUGUAGUCAGACGCUUUGAAUCAAACGAGUGCGAGCAUCAUCACGCCAAAAGACACUCUUUCCUCCGUGAUGGGCUAAAGGAGACUUCCCCCGAGGAAGAGAGAUCGUUUCAAUGGUUACCUUCCUGGACGGAAUUGCGUACUCAUUAUUUCCAUGAACUCGGCUUUUUGGCCUCGCUUGUUCAAUUGAUUGGUGCUACUAUUUUCUGGAUCGCGGGAUUCACGGGUCUGCCGGGAAUUAUUGAUCAUAUGAGCUGGGGUUUGACUGAUGGUGUAUAUUGGGUUCCGCAGAUUGUGGGUGGGUUUUGUUUUGUUCUUAGUGGGUUUCUGUUCACUAUCGAAACACAGCCGAAAUGGUAUAUCCCAGCGCCAAGUAUCCUAGGCUGGCAUAUAGGAGCUUGGAAUUUUAUCGGAGGAAUAGGCUUUACACUCUGCGGUGCCCUCGGCCCAGCAUCCUCAUCCUCCGGGGUUGAAUAUCAGACAUGUCUGGCUACGUUUUGGGGCUCAUGGGCUUUUCUGAUUGGCUCUGUGAUACAAUGGUACGAGAGUGUGGAUAAGUUCCCGGUUGAGGUGAAAUCGCCUAGUUUAUCUGAAGUUCCGAGCGAUGAGACGGAUGUAUGAUAUUCAGUAUGACUUCUGUCUCAAUAAUAGAUAUCUAUAUAAUAAUACAUGCAGAAUUCGACAAACAAUUUGAUCCGCAAAGAGCACAAUCGCAUCCUCACCCAUUACCUAGAGUAAAAAGAGUCUAUCUCCCUUGUCCAUGUAUCCUGUUCAGUAUCAGCAUUCCA
Molecule: messenger RNA, 1492 nt
Organism: Talaromyces stipitatus ATCC 10500
Lineage: Eukaryota; Fungi; Ascomycota; Eurotiomycetes; Eurotiales; Trichocomaceae
Exons: 3
Coding region: 21-1325 (434 amino acids)
Source: RefSeq, a predicted model, not a curated record